Malassezia pachydermatis is the source of this 1881-nucleotide messenger RNA. RefSeq lists its product as hypothetical. Bases 1 to 1881 code for a protein of 626 amino acids. NCBI's taxonomy places the organism in Eukaryota, Fungi, Basidiomycota, Malasseziomycetes, Malasseziales, Malasseziaceae. The record is from RefSeq and is a predicted model, not a curated record. Gene Ontology annotation, cellular component: spliceosomal complex. The transcript has 2 exons.
AUGGAUGUCGGCAAAUUGUUCAAGCUCAUGGAGCAGUUGCCGUCGGUGCCGGCCUCGGCAUUGAACAAGCGCAAAUGGGGCGCACCGCCACCAGGUGCACCCAGUGCGACCGUGGAAGAGGUGGUGGAUGAGGACGUGAGUGCCGCGGCGUCGAAGCGCACACGUGUCACAGAGGUCGACGACGAGGAGGAGGAGGGCCCGAUGCCCCCGGACGUCGACGAGGACGACGAAGAUGAAGAAGGCGGCCGCUUCUUUGGAGGUGGUCUGAACGAUGAGCAAAAACAGAUUUUGGAGAUUAUGCAUCGAUCUACUUCAGACGGUGCAGAGGAGUCGCGCGAUGAGGUGGCUGAUACGCGCAAGAUGCUCUUGCAACUGGAGCGUGCGAUUUCCAAGAAUCAAGAGAUGCGGCUGAAGCAUGCAGAUGACCCGUCGCGGUUCAUUGAGUCGGAGGCCGAUCUCGAUGCGGCGCUGCGCGAGUUGGUCCUCCUCACUACGAAUGUCCCAGCGCUGUACCCUGAAUUCAUCAAGCAUGGCACGGCCGCUAGUGUUGUGGGUCUGCUAGCGCAUGAAAAUGUGGACAUUGCCGCGGCGGCUAUUACGGUGCUCGAAGAGUUGACGGACGAUGAUGUGCUAGACACGACGAGCGAUGAGAAGAGCGCCGCUGUGAUGCAGCAGUUGGUCGAUACACUGUGUGCCAGCCAGGUGGUGGAGCUCCUCGUGUCCAAUCUGUCGCGAUUGCAUGAUGUGCUUCCGGCCGACGAGACGGAUGUCAAGGCGCUCGCGCACUAUGCUAGUGAUAUGGAAGCGGUGUACCAUACCCUCAGUGUGCUAGAAAACUUGGUCUCGCUACGCCCAGCGCUAGCUGCGUCUCUCGGCCCAACGACGUCGCUUGUGCCGUGGCUACUUCGCCGCAUCCUUCAGCCUGGCCGCUUUGACCAGAACAAGGCGUACGCGGGGGAAUUGCUCUCGAUUCUUCUGCAAGAUACCAUGUCGAAUCGCGAGACGCUAGGCGAAAAGGACGGUGUCGAUGUGCUGCUGCAAGUCAUGGCGCGCUACCGCGCGGCCGAUCCAAGCGACGCGGAAGAAGUGGAGUUUGUGGAGAACAUCAUGGAUGCGAUGUGCCUCGCGUUGUUGGCGCCAGGGAACCGCCAACGCUUUUUGGACGCGGAGGGCGUGGAAUUGAUGAUUCGGCUGCUCAAAGCCAAGCGACAUGCGCGGGCAGGUGCGCUGAAAGUGUUGGACCAUGCGCUGAGUGGAGCAGAAGGUGGUCUGCUAUGCGAGCGGUUUGUGGACACGCUGGGCCUCAAAGCGCUGUGCCCCCUGUUGAUGCGGCCGCUGCAAGGCAAAGGCGCGUUGCGGCCGGCCGAUCGCGAGCGGAUCCUGGCGAUCUUUGCCGCGCUCUUUCACAACUUGGACUCGGACAGUGCGGAGCGGAUCCGCGUGCUGGCCAAGUUUGUCGAGCAGAACUAUACCAAGACGGACCAGCUGCUCGAGUGGCGCGCUAUUGCCGUGGCGCGUCUGCAGGCCAGGGAGGCAAGCGUGGCGGAAGAGCGUGCGGUCCUCACGGCGCAAGGGGUCGAAGAGGCGGAUAUCGUGGCAUUGGUCUAUGGCCAGCGCCUGGAGGCGGGACUGUACACGCUGCAGCUCAUUGACUACCUUCUUGCGUGGCUCGCCAUGGAAGACGACGGUGUGCAGGCGCAUGUGGCACGUAUGCUCACGCGGCAAGGCACAGGAUGGGAGGCGAUCGUAGUGACACUCGACGAGUACGCUGCGAAUAUCGACACGGACCUACACGCGGCGGGGGGGGAUCGUCUUCAAGAUAUUAUUCACGCGCUGCGCGACUAUGUACAGGCGCUUUCGCCUCGUUGUGCACCGACAUGA